AUGGUCCUGGAAUUUGGAUAUGAUGAGGUGGACGAGGUUCAGUGGGAGAUUCUGCGCACCACCGGCUGUGAGUCCUCUUGCCCUUCGACCUUCGCUCAAUCUUUGGAAGACGCUACCGCUCUUCAACACUUGCGAGACACCUGUCGCGAAGCUUGUUCGCUGACAUACCGCUGUGCAGAGAUCGAAAUCGUCUUUGCAAAUAAUGCCGCCAGCUGCGGGAUUUGCACGUUCAACAUCUGUACGCCGACGCCCCGUGGUGACGCCGAGCUGCACCGGCUCCUCGACCUGCCGCGCCCGGCGGCCGCCGUCCAAGCGGCACCACUCUUACGCGCGCUCUUGGAUGCCAAGGUCUCGUUCCGCACCGCUCGCGUGGGGGCCACCUCGGCCGUGCGCUUCACAGUGCGCCUCGUCACCGCGGUGCCGCCCCGUGGGGCGCUCCUCAUCCAGGGCCCGGAGGGCUUCUACUUCUCGGAGCAAUGUGAGGUGCAGGAUGUUCUCCCGGACCGUCCUGAUGAGAGCCUCUUGCAAACGAUGGGUGCGAGUGUUCGCUGCAGCUUCUUCCGUCGCGAGGGCCUGCCGCGGCUCCAAUUGCGCCCAACGGACGCACUGCUGGCAGGGCUCUACAGCUUCGAGUUACCAGUGCAGAACCCAGUCUCCUUGGAUGCCACACAAGCCGCGGAGUCGGACACAGACUGUGGUGCAGCGCAGUGCUGGUCCUUUUCCACAGUGGAGGACGUCUCCGCCACGGUCCCCGUUCAGUUGGACCGUGGCCUCGCGGUGCCGUCGCCCGACUUGCUGCAGCCAAUGGCAUCAGCUGGAUUGAUGAAUGCUAAUGCUCUUCAGAGAGUCCUCACGAAUCGCAAUGAUCAGCCUGGCUCAGUCAACAAUUUGGUCUUCUUUUUUGCUCUCUCGACUGCGAUGACUCAGAGUUCUGCAACGCUCCUGCUGACAGCGCCCGACUUCUUUGUGUUUGCGGAAGAUUGCAGGGAAGGAUUUGUGCUGGACGAGGUCUUUGGCAAGUCCAUCCCUUUCCCCAGCGACAUCUAUCCUUUCCCAGACGACCUCCGCAUCGACGAGUGCAUUGGGGAUCAGGAACAAGCGUCCGUGCAGCUGAAGCCUGUGGUGUUGCAAGCUGAGGUCAGCUAUGCCUUUCGGGUCCGUGUACGCAAUCCACCAAGCUCGCCCGUGACGAACACUUGGAGUUUGACUCUUGGUUCAGAAGCCAGCAACCUUUUCGAGUCCUUCACCUUGUGGCAGAUCCAGGACGGAGAGUUUCUCUCCCAGCCCACCUCGCCAGCUCAAGAAGAGGUGCUGCAGUCCUGCGGGCCUCCACCAGCGAGCGCCUUGCGGUGGCCGCCCGUGCGACUCCGCUUUCGCGUGGGCAGCGGCUUUCAACAACUCCGGGUGAUGUCGCCUCAAGGUUGGCAGCUCCGGCCCGACCUCUUUUGUGCCUUUGGUCCUGCCGGCAUGGCCCAACGCAUUUGGCCGCACACGAACAUCUCCUGCGGGCUGGCGGAGAAUGCGCUGAAGAUCCGUGUGGUGAGCACAGAGGAUGCUUGGAUGGGAUCGGCCCUCUACGAGCUUUGGGUCGCUGCUGCGCCGCCGCAGAGCUUGUCUCAUGCUACUCCGGUGACGGCUGAAUGGCAGCUGGAAACAUACAGGUUGGAGAUCCCGGCGGAGGAGGGAGUCAUCGAGGAGCUCAUCUAUGACCUUGGAUCCAUACCUGGACCUCCCUUGCACCCGCGCUUGGCGAGCUGGAAAGUGCUGAACCCAGGGAUGCAGAUCCUGGGCGGCGUGCGGAUGAACGUGACGCUGAUCCUCCAAGCGAUCAACGCUUUACAGGCCAACGAUGAGCUGGUGAUCACAUCUCCAUCUAGCUUUCGGAUGGAGAACGGCACAGCCGGCAGCUGUGGGCGAGUGAAGGUCUCCACAGAGAGAGCAGGUUUCGACGCCUGCGACGAGACUGGGCGCUUACUUCCUGCCUCACAAGGGGCAUCAUGCAUAUCAAACAGGCUUUAUUUGCUGGUGGGGACGUGGUCAAGCGAGGUGGAAGAUGUGCUCCUGAUAGAUCUCGAGGUGAUCAGUGCGGUCCUUCCACCAGCUGAAGAGGACAACUUCUGGACAGCUCAUCUUCAGCGCAAUGGCACCAUCCUUGAAGGCGCCGACCUCAUGUCCUGGCAAGUGAUUCCGCAAUUGAAGGAGUCGCGGCUGGAACUGGUUUCUGACUUGAGGCGCACUGGGGCCUUCCCUGUGCAGUUGCAGCUGCUUUGGGCUCCGCGCGUUGGGGCAGAGCGGUGGACCCUCGAGGUGUUGCAGCCCGAGUUCGAUUUCACCGGAGCAGUGAUUGCAUCCUUCUUGGAGGUGGAUCCUGCUUUGGACGGUGGAGGUCUUCCUCUGGAGCAUGGCGAAUUGGUGGUCGAGCAACUAGGAAGCUGCGGUGGUCUUGCCACCAUGCGGGCAGAUCGGCGUUACAUCCUGUUGCUGGACCACGUCCAGCUGCCCAGCACCGCGGCCAUCGUGCGCUUCCAGGUGCGGCUCCAUGUGGGCGCACGGGUGAGCAACCGAGGCGAUGUGGCAACGUCCUUCCGAGUGUUGGAUCGGAUUGAGGCCCACAAUGCAUCGGUCUCCCCCUUGCAUGCCCCAGAUUUGCAUGAGGUGGCCAAGACCUUACUGGCUCACCGGCCUCCACGCUUGGGGGAGAUGGCGCUGGUGGUCCUAAGCGUUUGCUUGCAGACUGUGGCUGGCCAGUUGCUGCACGUGGCAGCUGAGGGCGUUCAACUCCAGGCCAUGUCCCUGAGCGAGGCGGAGGUUUCAGCGUGUCUCAGGCCACCGGCCGAAGUGGGCGAAGGUCUCGCGGCGGAGCUGCUGUGCGAGCUCAAGUCCUCCGACGUGUGGAGUUUGGAGGUGCAGGGCUUCUUUCCUGCUGAGCUGUCGACAGGGGACGAUGGGGUGAUGCAAGCAUGGAGGAUUGAAGUGCAGGAUGCAGCUCCAAAUGAGACUGGCAUUGCUACGAGUACCAACGACGGCCAGUUCACCCCAGCUCUACCCUUCGCGAGCGUCCUGUCGCUGGUGGUCUCUCCGGUAUCAGUUGCUCCAAAUUCAGAGGUGGUUCUGGGCAUCAGCAUUGAUCCGAAUGGGGCCGAAGUGACACAUGUGGACUUGCUCGCUCCUCCCGGUGUGGCCUUCCCACUCAAUUGCUUGGCGACCUCCAGCCGCAGCAUCCUGAGCUGCGGGGCACAAGCAAGCCAGGACGGCCGCAGCCGUGCGACCUUGGCCUUGACUUUGGCUGCCACCAUUGCACGGUCGCAGAUUGAUGACAUUUUUGUGCGAGUGCAAAAUCCUGCCAGUUCCAAGCCUUUGGAGUGGAAUCGCUGGCUAGCGAUUGGCCGCGCUGGGCAACAGGGGCCAGAGGUGGCUUGGGGCUACACGGACACCGACUAUGGAGUUGCCCCGAUGGUGGCAUCCUUGCACCAUGCUCCGGUGCCUGGGCACGGACAGACGUUGAAGCUCUCUUUUCAGGUGGGAGAUCGAGCCGCCGCCGAUCUCGGGUCCAGCUCGGGCUUCUUGGAGCUCCGAGCUCGAGGUGCUUCAAGUGCUGAGGGACCGGCGGCGUAUCUCCGAUGUGACCUGGGUGAUCCAGAGGAGUCUGAUUGGCGCCAGGAUGGGGAUCUUUGGUUUCGGCCAGGAGCCUGGAGCCUCAUGCAGAGCCCGAGUGCAGCGCUCACGUUGUCGCUGCAGAAGUGCAACGUCUCUGGUGCCUUCUUUGCACGGUUCGAGAUCACCGGCAUCCAGCCGGGCCUGGUCUCCAUAACCGUGCAGGCCGAUCUGGUAGCUCCUUCCUCAGGGAGUAUGCCUUCACCUUCGGCUCCCGCACGUUGGGAUGUGGCAUUGCUGGAUUCCGGUGGCCACAUCGUGGACAUGAAUCCAGGCUUGUCAACGGAGAAUUGGUGGAGUCAAGAAUGGUCCUUGCGACCGCUGCUGUUGUCUUGGGAAGGUGUGAGCCAUCCGGCGACACAGAUCGCGGUCUCCGUGAUCUUCCAAAGUCGACGUGGGGACGCACCCGCGAUGCUGUGCUUGUAUCCACCGUCUGACUUCGCUGAAGGAGCACCGGCAGAUGCUGGAUUUUCCAUGUCAAUUGGCCAAGGUGAUUUGCUGUCAGAUCGCUUGCGUUUGGUGCCAAGCUGGCCCUGGGUGGUCCAGGCUGAUGUUCGCCGGAAACGGCGACUCUGCCUGGCCAUGGCUGGAAACGUCACAGAGAUGGCGCCGAAUGUGCAGAUGUCCUUCACGGUCCUGGUCGCCUUGCCGGAAACGGCCAAGUGGCCAGUUCAUCACGUUUGGUCGUUGACGCUUUGCCGCAGUGCCUGCACAGGCAACCUCAGUCAGGAGAUCAGCUUCAAUUUGCUGGGCUUUUUGGAGGGAGAGGCGCAUCCUGGAUGGCAAUCCACGGAGACCAACGGGGUGGAGCGUGCUCGGCAGUGCUCCGCAUGGCUUGGCCUCAUGAGCCUAGCGGCGCUGGGUUUGCGGUGA
Molecule: messenger RNA, 4527 nt
Organism: Durusdinium trenchii
Lineage: Eukaryota; Dinophyceae; Suessiales; Symbiodiniaceae
Source: the annotation of a GenBank genome assembly